Molecule: messenger RNA, 1020 nt
Organism: Astrephomene gubernaculifera
Lineage: Eukaryota; Viridiplantae; Chlorophyta; Chlorophyceae; Chlamydomonadales; Astrephomenaceae
Source: the annotation of a GenBank genome assembly
AGCGACUGGAAGAACUUCUGUCUUAAUGGCGAUGGGGCCCCCUUGGGCAAGGCCGCUGCCGUGCUAUGCAUUGGGAACGGCACGACCUCGUCCGCCCCUUCAUGGCCCCCCUCACCUCCGCCCGACCCGCCGAGCCCCUCACCCAGCCCUCCACCUCCACCUCCGCCGUCUCCUCCCAGCAUGCCGCCGCCAACCCAACUGACGCCAGAGACCCCCGCUUCCACCCUCUGCGUCACCAACUCCUCCCUGUCCGAGUGUGCCUCCUACGUCUACCCAGCUGCCAACGUCACUGCGGACCUCAACUCACUAUGCACACAGAUGCCGUACAUGCCCGGCUGCACCAUCAUGUUUGCAUGCCAGAACGGCACCGCGACCGGCGACUUCUGCCGUCCCUUCACCCUGCUGAGCAGCAUCUGCUACGACAUGCCGGGCAUGAGCGGCUGCAAGUCCUACCGCACCCUCUGCGCCAACACCUCGGUAGUGCCGCAGUGCAAGCUGUACCCAGCCAUCCCAGGGCUUCCCACAACCAAGCAGGCGAAGACCGCCGUUACCUCCAUCUGUGCCAACGUCUCGGCCCCCGAGUGCGUCAAAUGCAACGGGUUGUCGUGCCCCGACUACCUUCAACUACUGCUAGCCGUCUGCCCCGGCUCUCCUGCCGCCCCCGGAUGCGAGACCUACACCUCCUGGUGCAACGCCUCGGCUGCUUGGGCCGGCAGCGGCAACCUGGGGACCUACUGCCCAGCCCUCAUCUCGCCACCGCCCAGCCCGCCGGUGCCUAGGCCCCCGCCUGUGGUGGUCUUGGGCGCUGGCACGCCACCGCCUCCCGCUUCCGCUGCUGCGCUCUGCGUGCUGAACUCCUCGCUGCCUGAAUGCGUGUCGUACGUUUACCCGGAUUCCAAGAUUGCUGCGGAUCUCAAGUCCUUGUGUACGGAUAUGCCGUACAUGCCGGGCUGCACCAUCAUGUUCGCUUGCCAGAGUGGUGAAGUCACGGGCGAUUUCUGCCGAAACAUGACGCUACUG